Trichomonas vaginalis G3 is the source of this 838-nucleotide messenger RNA. RefSeq lists its product as uncharacterized. The record is from RefSeq and is a predicted model, not a curated record. The transcript has a single exon. The annotation marks the transcript as partial. Lineage: Eukaryota; Parabasalia; Trichomonadida; Trichomonadidae.
AUGACGACUAACUAUUUAGUGCCAAACACUAAACCGAUUAAUGGAAAUGUGUUUCAUUCAUUCGAAAAGAUAAAUGAAAUAUUCGCAAAGAAUGACGGUAGAAGAUAUUAUAGAGAACUUGAAAGUUCAUGCUAUGACUCUGAUGCUCCAUAUUUUGAUGAUAAACAAACUCAUUUAAGAAUUACAAAUCCGGCUCAUGAUGUGAACCAAUUAGGUGACACAUAUAUUAAACGCAAAGUUAAAGCAACUCUAGUUUCAAAUAAAGCUUUCACAUGUGAUGCCGCUUUUAAAUGCAUGCGUUUAUUCGUUGGUUACAAAUCAUCAAAUCAAAGCUUUAAACAAUUAGAAGUAGAAACCGAAAGAGGUGAUGCCGGUUAUCUUCAGAUGGAUUGCGCCCGUGAAUCUUUCGCAUUUGCAACAUAUAAACCAAAAUCAGAAAGGAAAGUUAAAAAGUUUGUUCAUUCGUUAUAUAAUAAUGUUCAAAAAUAUGAUAACUCAGUAUGUGGUAAAUAUAUUGACCCUUCAGAAGUUUUCAAGAACGCAAAUGAAGAAGUUGAUAUCACUUUUGAUAUGAUUAUUCCGGUAAAUGAUUUGUUAGCAUUUCAGGCGUUCGAUGAUUAUCCUAAAUCAUUUGGUGAUAUCAUUCUUAAAUAUUAUGUUUUCAGGGAUACUUUAGUAUUUUGUCAGGUUGACCCGUUAAGAGUUGCUGAUUUACAAAAUUACGUUUAUGAAAAGAUAACUGAUGAAAAUUAUGAAAAGAUUAUGAAUCAUGUUUAUAAAUAUGAUCGCAAAUUCCAACAAAUCGGACUUCCUGCCAAAUUAAUUACAAGCUUAGCCG